This is a messenger RNA of Daucus carota subsp. sativus, 1142 nucleotides long. RefSeq lists its product as uncharacterized. Lineage: Eukaryota; Viridiplantae; Streptophyta; Magnoliopsida; Apiales; Apiaceae. The coding region runs from base 182 to 772 and encodes 196 amino acids. The record is from RefSeq and is a predicted model, not a curated record. The transcript has 6 exons.
GAUAUAUCCACUAAACCCAUUCCUUUUCACACAGAAACUCAACAUACAUGCUCCAUAACACAAUUCCACAUUUUGUUUAGUCUAUUAGCCGGCCAUUGUAGCAGUUGCUAAAAAGAAGUGAGCACACUUUCUUGCCAUACACGGCUCUGGAGAUUUGCUCUUCCCCUCUAGUACCAGGCAGAUGGAAUAUUCACAAUUGGGAGAUAUGAAAUCAUUUUCGGGACUUUUUCAGGCCGAUCAAUCAGGCGGUUUACAAUCCGAAAACACGAAACCCGAUAGCUUCACGGUUGAAAUGGAGAGAUUUUCCGAUUUAUCAUCCAAAAACGUCUCCCCGAGUUCAAGAAUCGCAAUGCAGAGGAACCUUUCGAAAAAGGGGUCAUAUAGAGGUGAAAAGAAGAUGAAUUCAAAUGCUGACAAUGAGAAAGAUGCUACCACUUUUGUCCCCGUUUCUUCGUCACCAAAAGCUGCUCAACUGAUAGAUUCCAGCACGCAUGAAAAGCCAAUUUUAGUGACAGUAGGGGCCACCAACCACCCAUUCAGCCCGCAAGUGCAUCACCAGAUCACUAUCACCACCCCGGCCACCACCACGGCUGCCACGGAAAGCAAACUUGGCUCCAGAAGAAACAGCUUCAAACGCUCUUCUUGGACGAUUGAUCCCAGGAGAAUGCUUUUAGUCUUUGCCACCAUGUCAAGCAUGGGAACAAUAUUACUGAUUUACCUCACAUUAUCAAUGAAGAAUGUUGGUGGCGAUGCCAACACCAUGGAGCAGUAGCAGUGACCAAAACCCCAGGAAUAACUACAGUUAUAAAGCAAUAUACAAACUACAAUUCACCUUGAAGCUGAGAAAGAGGAGAAUACAUUACAGUUGCAUAUCUGGCUGCUGCGGCUUCUCUCAGGAAUAGUUGUGUACAAAAAUAUCGAGGAAGAAAAGCAGGUGGCAGUUCAAAGAAACAAGCAAAACAUAUAGGAUGUUGCCAUUACAUAUAGUUUGUAAACAGGACAACAGCACAGAGGUAGAAAUCUACAUAGGUGAUUAUUGCAAAAAGAUUAAAAACACAUUUUGUGCUUACUUUCCGUAAUUCUGUACAUAUACAAGAAAGACCAGAAACAACUUUGGUUUGAGUCUACUCCCUUUUCCUUUC